AAAUAUUGGUUGGAUGUUGGGAGAAGUGAGCUGGAAAAAGCUCUACAAUUAUCUAAAAAUGAAGGACUAGCUCGGAAUAUAAUCCUUGUUGUUGGAGAUGGGAUGAGUUUAAGCACAAUAUCUGCUGCUCGUGUAUAUAAGGGUCAGCAGGAAGGACGGGACGGGUCUAGCUCCAUGCUAUCUUGGGAGCACUUUCCUCAUCUUGGUCUCAGCAAGACCUACAAUGUUAACGCCAUGGUUCCUGAUAGUGCUGCAACCGCAUUCGCGAUGGUUUCAGGAGUAAAGACAAACUACUUUACAGUGGGGUUUGAUAACACUAUAAUAAAGGGGAGUCCAGAAUCCCAACUCAAUGCAACAAAGGUUGACACUAUUCUCCACUGGGCCCAGGAAGCAAAGAUGAAAACUGGUUUGGUUACUACAGCGAGGGUGACCCAUGCAACCCCAGCUGCCCUUUAUGCUAGAACUGCGCAUAGAGAUUGGGAAUGUGAUAGAAAAAUGCCAGAGCUUAGACCAGCUAAGGUUCGAGAUAUAACCCAGCAACUAGUUGAGGAUGCUCCUGGGAAGGAUAUAGAUGUAGUUCUAGGAGGAGGCCGAGGUUCUUUUACUCCAGCAGAAUACGAGGAGCAGCUGAUGCUGUUUUCACCAAGUCAUCAAAUAAGCUUUAACCAAGGAAUCAGUAAAUUUGACUGUUCUCGGCUAGACAACAAGGACCUGGUGGAAAAAUGGCAGAAAUUAAACAAAAAUGGCGGAUUUGUCCAAACCAAAUCUGGACUUAACAAUCUUAACUACACCGGGGUUGAUAAACUAUUAGGAUUGUUCAGUUGGUCUCACAUGCCGUAUACGGACGAACUGACGACAGGGUUGGAUAUCCCUAGUCUCUCAGAGAUGACAGGGGCAGCGCUAGAUUUUCUUCAAAACAAGAGCACUGAUGGAUAUUUUCUGAUGGUUGAAGGAGGAAGAAUAGAUCAUGCUCAUCAUGAAGGAUCAGCAGUCAGAUCAUUGAGUGAAACUCUAGAGCUGGAUAGAACUGUAGAUCUCAUCAUGGAGAAAAUCAAUCUGAAGGAUACACUAGUUCUGGUGACUGCUGACCAUUCACACACAAUGACCAUGGGUGGAUAUCCUGGCAGGGAAGCCGAUAUCACAGGUGUAGUGAAAGGGGACGAUGGUUGGAUUAUGAAGGGAAUGGAUGGACACCCUUUCCCUAUACUAGGAUACGCCAACGGACCAGGUUUCCUUAAUCUCAGAGUAAAAGAGAACCAGACAAAGGGGAACUGGGAGAGUAUAGAAAGAUCGAAUAAUUUAGCUGAAGGAGAUUCUGCCCAUUAUGCGUACAAUCAACCAAGUGGGAUUCCCUUGAAAACGGAAACGCAUGGUGGAGAUGAUGUAGGUAUCUGGGGUAUAGGUCCUCUCACACAUCUUCUUCAUUCUACACAUGAACAAACAUAUAUAGCUCAUCUGAUGUCCCUGGCUGGUUGUAUUGGUCCGUACAAAGAUACCCCUAGAUGUACAGCACUACAUAGAACAUAAACUCUACAGCAUUAUCUACAAAAUAAACUGUACAGCACUACAUAGAAAAUAAACUCUACAGCACUACAUAGAAAAUAAACUCUACAGCAUUAUCUACAAAAUAAACUGUACAGCAUUAUCUACCUAGAAAAUAACCUGUACAGCAUUACCAAGAAAAUAACCUGUACAGCAUUAUCUAAAAAUAAACUGUACAGCAUUA
Messenger RNA from Eurytemora carolleeae, 1726 nucleotides. Its product is annotated as alkaline phosphatase. Lineage: Eukaryota; Metazoa; Arthropoda; Copepoda; Calanoida; Temoridae. The record is from RefSeq and is a predicted model, not a curated record. Gene Ontology annotation, biological process: dephosphorylation. Gene Ontology annotation, molecular function: alkaline phosphatase activity.